AGAAUUUCAGUCACUCUAGUUUGUGUCUUUUCCACACAGCCAUUGCCAUAAUUCCUUGUCAUUAUUUAAUUGCAAAAAUAUCAGUGGAAGACAUCCUUUUUGUAAAAAAAAAAAUGUUUCGCAUCAUUAUUCUCGCAACGGUGAUUCCUGCCAUCUUUUCCACACAAGGCAUUGAGCGGUGCAAUGCAGGUAAUGAAAUGCCAACACAAACCACGGUGAUUGGUUGCAGCAGCACCCCGUGUGAGGUUCGACUCGGGGAAAGUGCUCGAAUGGAAAUAAUUUUCACAGCUCCGCGAAAUAUGGAAGUCCUCACACCUGUGACCACGGCAUUUUUGCUCGGUAUCGCCAUCCCAUAUGAAUUGCCAUUGGAAAUACAGCGGGGAUGUGAUCACAUUGUUGGUGCCACGUGCCCAAUAGCAGCUGGGACGACUGUUACGUACAUUUUUGAAUUUCCCGUAAAUGAAAAUUAUCCUCAAGUGCGUAAUUUACCCGUGGAAGUGGCUCUGCAUGAUCAACAAGGUGUCUUCAGUUGUGCCCGCGUGAGGAUUGCAACUGUACGUGGAUAGAAGGAUAUUACGCUUUGACUUCUUCGCCAAUUGUUAUACUUUCCCUUUAAUUUAAUUCCACUCAAUGUACCACUGAUUGGUGCUUAUCAUUAAUUUCUUAUCACGCCAAAACCAAUGACUUCAAUAAAUUCUUAUCAAAAACCACUUAA
Lutzomyia longipalpis is the source of this 715-nucleotide messenger RNA. Its product is annotated as NPC intracellular cholesterol transporter 2-like. Lineage: Eukaryota; Metazoa; Arthropoda; Insecta; Diptera; Psychodidae. The transcript is spliced from 2 exons. The record is from RefSeq and is a predicted model, not a curated record. Bases 114 to 566 code for a protein of 150 amino acids.